GUGACAUUUAAACGUCAGAUUUCUUGUCAAAAUUGUUCAAUAGCAACAAAUUAUGAUACAAUGUGCAAAAAUACUGAGAUAAAAUUUAUGUAACUUUUGUAAUAACAACUAUAAAAAUAUAUAACGUUAUCAGUUACAAGUGAUAAGAAAUACUAAGUGUGUAUAAUACAAAACAAGUGUGACAAAUGUAGAAACAGUGCACGUACAGCAUAAAUAUUAUGGGUAUUAUCUUAAAUAGUUUCGUAAUUCUUCAUUAGCUAUGUGGGUUAAACCUCAAGAAGUUUUAAUCGCCAAUGCCUUGUGGGAAACUGAACAAAGCACAGAAUACUUCCUUCUACAACACAGGAAAGGUCAUGGAAAUUCAAAAGGUAUUUCUUCCCUUCUUGUUGGAACUAUGGAUUCUAUUUUCGAUACCAAACCUCCUCCUUUUCGUAUAUUACAUCAAACUCCACAUUCAGAGGUUUACUACUUAAUAGCAUGUUCUUUAUAUAAACAAGACAUUGUAAAUGAUUGGGAUUGGUUGAAUGAAAAUAUAAUGGGUACAUUAAAAUCAUUUGACAAAGAAGAUGAUGUCACAGAUUUUGUUACAUGUAAAAUUGAAUCUAUUAUAGCAGCUAAACAAGAUCAAGUUGAAAUUGAAGAUGAAGAUACAAAAGACUUUAAAACUACAAGUGAAAAGUUUCACAGGUUAUUUCACUUUCCUCUUGAAGAAAAACUUGUCAAUUACUAUUCUUGUAGUUACUGGAAAAAGUUUCCCCGCCAAGGAUGGAUGUACUUAUCAUUGAAUUAUUUAUGUUUUCAUUCCUACAUUCUUGGAAAUGAUACAAAGUUGUGCAUCAGGUGGUCAGAAAUUAAAAAUUUGGAAAAAUCAAACAGUCUCAUCUUCCCUGAUUCAAUUAAAAUAACUACUAGGGAAGGGGAGUAUUACUUUAAUAUGUUUCUGAAAAAAAGUGAAACAUUCGCCCUCAUGGAUCAGUUAAUAGAUUUAGCAAUGAAAAGAUUAAUAGAUGAAAGUAAAAAGUUUAACGAAGAUAAAGAUCUUUUAUACAAAUUAAGGUAA
This is a messenger RNA of Agrilus planipennis (emerald ash borer), 1060 nucleotides long. RefSeq names its product TBC1 domain family member 9-like. The transcript is spliced from 6 exons. The coding region runs from base 260 to 1060 and encodes 266 amino acids. The record is from RefSeq and is a predicted model, not a curated record. NCBI's taxonomy places the organism in Eukaryota, Metazoa, Arthropoda, Insecta, Coleoptera, Buprestidae.